Molecule: messenger RNA, 421 nt
Organism: Pelecanus crispus (Dalmatian pelican)
Lineage: Eukaryota; Metazoa; Chordata; Aves; Pelecaniformes; Pelecanidae
Source: RefSeq, a predicted model, not a curated record
CUCAAAUGGCUCCUGCAAAGAAAGGUGGCGAGAAGAAGAAGGGACGCUCUGCCAUCAAUGAGGUGGUGACUAGGGAGUAUACCAUCAACAUUCACAAGCGGAUCCAUGGCGUGGGCUUCAAGAAACGAGCACCGCGUGCUCUCAAGGAAAUCCGUAAAUUUGCAAUGAAAGAAAUGGGUACUCCUGAUGUUCGCAUUGACACCAGAUUGAACAAAGCAGUCUGGGCUAAAGGAAUAAGGAACGUUCCUUACCGUAUCCGUGUGCGUUUGUCCAGAAAGCGCAAUGAGGAUGAAGAUUCACCAAACAAGCUAUACACACUGGUUACCUAUGUACCAGUCACAACAUUCAAAGGUCUACAGACAGUCAAUGUGGAUGAAAAUUAAACCGAUUUUCAUUACAAUAAAAGGAUAAAAAGAGUUUA